UCAGGGGGCGGGCGCCGUUCUCGCGCCCUCCGGGAGCUCUCGCGAGACUUCCGGGGAGGCCGCGGCGGCGGCGGGAUGGGAGCGCCGAGAUGCCCCGGCACUGCUCCGCCGCCGGCUGCUGCACCCGCGACACCCGCGACACGCGCGGCAGAGGCAUCUCCUUCCACCGGCUGCCGCGGCGGGACGACCCGCGCCGGGCGCAGUGGCUGGAGAACAGCCGGCGGCGGGACCCGGCCGGGGGCGGGCGCUGGGACCCCAGCUCCAAAUACAUCUACUUCUGCUCGCAGCACUUCGAACAGUCCUGCUUCGAGCUCGUGGGCUACAGACGUGACCCCCUCCCGGCCCCGCCGCCCCCCCCGCCGCCCUCGGACGUCUCCUGCUUCCCGCGGGACUCCAAAGACCCCGGCCCGCCCCCGGCCGGCGACCACGGCGGGGUCCCGGCGCUGCCCGGCCCCUCGGGCUCCAUCCCAGAGACCCUCCUGGCGGCCACGGGCGACGACGUGGCCGCGACCACCACGCCGGCUCUGCCCGAGGGAGCCCCCCCGACCCCCGCCGGCCCCGCGGGACCCCCGGGACCGCCGUCGCCGUCGCUGUUCAUGCUGCGGCUGCCGCCGCGGGCGGGCUCGUACAUCCAGAGCGAGCACAGCUACCAGGUGGGCAGCGCGCUGCUCUGGAAGCGCCGCGCCGAGGCCGCGCUGGACGCGCUGGACAAGGCGCAGAGGCAGCUCCAGGCCGGCAAACGGCGCGAGCAGCGGCUGCGGCUGCGCCUGGCCGAGCUGCAGAGGGAGCGCAGGGCGGGCCCCGAGCCGCGGAGGAGCUCCAAGGAGCGCGCGGAGCUGCUCCGAGACGCCGCCGCUGCAGGAGGAGGAGGAGGGCGGUGAGGAGGUGGAGGAGCUGCGAGGCGCGGAGGUUUGUAAAUAAAGGAUUUUACCCUG
This is a messenger RNA of Passer montanus (Eurasian tree sparrow), 935 nucleotides long. RefSeq names its product THAP domain containing 7 (gene THAP7). Bases 90 to 881 code for a protein of 263 amino acids. Lineage: Eukaryota; Metazoa; Chordata; Aves; Passeriformes; Passeridae. Gene Ontology annotation, biological process: regulation of DNA-templated transcription. The record is from RefSeq and is a predicted model, not a curated record. Gene Ontology annotation, cellular component: nucleus. The transcript is spliced from 5 exons.